UGAAUCACCGGCACUUUACUACCAACUACUUCGAGAGUUCGCAACAAGAGAGAAGCAAACAAACAACAUGUGUCCAGAAACGGAGUGCGGAAUCUGCUACCGAACUUACAACCUCGGUCGGCGGUGUCCUCGACAGCUGUGCUGCAAACACACGUUUUGUGAGAGCUGCCUGGUGACGCUCGGGCGGUCCGUGGAGAGCCCUGAACCCCGGAUAAUGUGUCCGCUGUGCCGUCACUCGACUCCGCUGUCGAAGGCGAGAAUCCAAGAGAACCUACCGAUAGACGAAGACAUUUUUGAGCGGCUAGUAACCGCGGGCAGCGUGGAGGAAUGUGCGGACGACGAUGAAGACACCGAGAAGCCAGACCGGGACGUGGUCAUCCUACCAAAAGAGGACGUUCCGCCGCCGCCAAGAUCGCGAAAAGGACACCUGAUGAAAUGCUUAAGUCGCCUGUGUAAAAAAGUCACCGGGGAUGAGCGGAGAAAUUGUGUGACUGAUGAAGACUUGAGGGACCUGGCAAUGAUGUCCUGCUACAUGAUGUGAAAGACAACAUUUCAAGUUGUUGUCAUUCAGACACUCCUAAGGCCAACAGAUGCAACCACACACGAUUUAAGGGAACAGAUGUAAUCAUUUAAGAAUCAUCUAUUGAAAAACACUGGUUUACUGCUAAUCUGAACAUUUGGGUGGAUGUGUCCCCUUCAAUGUCUGUGGGUGUCACUGCCCUGCCUCGAGGUUAUGGAUGGCACUCCGCAGUGGGAUCCUACGGAUGGCAUGAUGUGUUUGUGUGCUGAAGCGGUCAAAUGUCACAGUGUCUGUUCAGUGAAGGAGGACUGUUUGCUGUUGGGUGUGGCUUGUCACCAUAACAGACGUUUAGGAUUGUUAGCAACCUAUAAA
Molecule: messenger RNA, 892 nt
Organism: Sinocyclocheilus rhinocerous
Lineage: Eukaryota; Metazoa; Chordata; Actinopteri; Cypriniformes; Cyprinidae
Product: E3 ubiquitin-protein ligase RNF182-like
Exons: 2
Coding region: 68-541 (157 amino acids)
Source: RefSeq, a predicted model, not a curated record